Molecule: messenger RNA, 729 nt
Organism: Mitosporidium daphniae
Lineage: Eukaryota; Fungi; Microsporidia
Exons: 1
Coding region: 1-729 (242 amino acids)
Biological process (GO): branched-chain amino acid catabolic process
Molecular function (GO): oxidoreductase activity, acting on the aldehyde or oxo group of donors, disulfide as acceptor
Source: RefSeq, a predicted model, not a curated record
AUGCGAUUUUCAUGCAGCACACGACAGUUUACAAGAAAAUAUGGACAGUUUACAAGAAACUAUGGACAAUUUGAAAGAAACUAUGGACAAUUUGAAAGAAACUAUGGACAAUUUGCUAAAUUUCCUCACGACAAAAUUCCCUACACCAAUCGCCUUAAACCAACAUUUGACCCUUCAGAUCCCGAAUACAAAGUAGUUCCUGCCUAUCGGGUAUUGCCUCUCGAAACGAUUCCACACUAUAUAUCCAAAAACGUUGCGCGUCAAAUACUUGUCACAAUGAUAAAAAAUAGGGUUUUAGAUUCUAUUUUGUACAACUUACAGAGGCAAGGAAAAAUCGCGUUUUACAUGACCUCUCUUGGCGAAGAGGCUGCCAUUGUUGCGUCGACCGCUGCUUUAGCAGAUGAGGACGUAAUUUUCACGCAAUAUAGGGAGCAGGCAUCUUUUUUGUACAGGGGAUUUUCUCUUCAAAACCUUGCUGAUCAGCUAUUUUCAAACGAAGCAGAUUCGGGAAAAGGCCGACAAAUGCCUCUUCACUAUGGAUCGAUAACACACAAUAUCCAUACGGUUUCCUCCGUGCUUGCCACCCAACUUCCUCAUGCUGUUGGAUCGGCAUAUUCGCUGAAAAUGAACGGAACAAGUAAUUGUGAAUUUUAUAUCGGCAAGAAACAAUAUCAGCCUGCUAUUUUGGCGAAGCAAGCGCAAGCGAAGGGGAUUUCCAUUCUGCACUGA